This is a messenger RNA of Cryptococcus wingfieldii CBS 7118, 2622 nucleotides long. RefSeq lists its product as hypothetical. NCBI's taxonomy places the organism in Eukaryota, Fungi, Basidiomycota, Tremellomycetes, Tremellales, Cryptococcaceae. The transcript is spliced from 3 exons. The record is from RefSeq and is a predicted model, not a curated record. Bases 1 to 2622 code for a protein of 873 amino acids.
AUGACUUCCACACCGCCAUCCCCCAGUCCCAACCCGGGGGAGAUUCGCUCUCUUCCUCGGCGCGCCGGCUACACCUACUCCCAUCCCAGCCCCUCCCGCACCCCCGUUCCCCGGUCCAACUCUCUCUAUCUCCGCUAUCGAAACUCUCCCGAUGAAAGCUCUGCCAUGACCGACGUUGAAAGCGGUAUCGACCGGUUCGAAUCGAGCAGCGAGGACGAUGGCGACUACCAGAGCGACGCUGAAGGCCUUCUCGAAGUCACAACCGACGACGACCUGGCUGAAGAUGGAGACGAUGAAGAGAGCGAUGUCGAUUGUGGACUUGAGGCUGGUCCUUACACACCCACACCGACUCCCUCCCUUAGACCGCAGACUCCAAAGCUUCCCGCUUUUGCCAUCAUUGACAGAAAGAGAUCCAGAAGUGCAGACUCGUCUGACGAGAGUGACCAAGAAGAUCGUGGGGCUGGCCCCGCCGAAAAGAGGCGACCGAUCAAACACGCACGCAAGUCAUCGUACCCUCCCGAAAAGUUCUCCAACGUUGUAGGAUCUAUCGAAGGUCUUGAUCAGGACUUUAGUUCUUUGCGGACAUCCAGUCUUAUCAUGCGUGCGGAAGUGCAGAUCAACCCUACACAGGCCUUCCUGGACGCUGCAGCUUCCAUCCGCAAGGCUCCUAUCAAGACUUCCUCUCGUCUUCGAGCCCGCCAGCAAGCUUACAGAAAGCUUCACAGAAGACCUCGAGGCCGAAAGUUUUCGAGCCCUGGCGCUCUCGAGGAUCCACUUGUCAACCUCCCAGCUCUCCAGGCUUGGGACAGGAACUCUUGGCACUUCAACGGCGAUACGCCUGACAUGGCUAUCGACACUACGGACAGGCUCUAUGACAGUGAUGCUAGCAUGAGAUCGAUCUCCGACUCAAACUCUUCGUCCAGCGACGUGGAAAUGCUCAGUGCUUCUCGCAUUCCCGUAUCAAACACUGCGCAUGUUGAGCAACCUGCCAUCGAGGAGCUCCGCUCAAAGGUCAACCCUGUCGCCCGACCCCGUUACAAGCCCGCUCAGCCAUUGAGCAAUCAACAAGUCACCGGUCUCAGACUUGAACAGCUCAAGUCUGAGCGAGGUGUCCAGCGGCUCCCUCGACAUCAACACUUCCCCGUGCGUACUGCUGGUCAGCACAGCACUUCCCGUCUCCGUCGUACCUCCCCUACCUCUCUCCUUCCUGUCCGACGUGGCUUCUGUGGCUACGCUCGUCAGCUACUGGAUGACCCCAUUGUCAGAUCCGUCGACGCAUUUAUGCCCAAGGCUGGCCGUUCUGUCCACCCCAACUUGCAGUUCUGUGCGGUACUUCCUGGCUUGAGUCGUAUUGCGCUCUUCCGAGCCCAGAGAGCUGCGAGAAAGUUCCGCAUAGAAGCUGUCAAAGCUCAAAGCGGGAGAAUCAACGAGAGGAUUGCGGAGCGAAGAAAAUGGCUGGAGGCUUUGUACAGACAAGACUCGGUAGCAUCCACCGACGCAUGUCAGGACCAGGCUAUUGAGGAAGCGGCCGUUGAGGAUCUUACGGAGCGUCAACCCGAAUCUCCUGUGGCAGAGACUUCUCGCAAGCGUGCUCGAGAGCGUUCUGUCACGCCUUCCCCCGAAGAGCGACAAGUUCGACCCCGUACCGAGGAAGACCCAGAGAUCAUGGCCCGUCGAGUGGCGUCUAUCCAGUCUGAUCUUCAGGCUCGAGCUGCUGAGCAGCGAGCGCGAGAGGUGCAGUCCAGGCGGGCAGCCGAACAUGCGGCGGAAGAGAGGGAGUGGGAGAUGGAGAGAAUCAGGGAGGAGGAAAGGCUUCUCGCUCUUCGGCAGGUCCAGGAACAAGCCGAUUCUCGCAUCGCCCGAGAGUUGAGUCUCGCUCUUGACGACAACCUCACCGAUGUCAGUAGCGAGCCUAGUGAAGCCACUGAAAGCGUCGCCGGCGACGAGCUCGAGGAACUUGGAGAGCGCUCGCGAUCGUCGAGCCCUGCCCUUUCCGACGUCACCGUCCGCUCUGACCCUCCCGAGUAUGAGCCACCCAAUGCCCACCCCCUCGGCGCAUUCCCCUCGUCUGCCAACGUCGCAUCCGACGCUCCUUUCGUGAGACACAUUCCUCACCGCCCUCGUCCUCAGACACCUCCCCGAGUCCCCGCGCGUCUGCCAUCAUACAACCAAGCUUGGCAAACCCGCUAUACUCGUGCCUCUCCCCCUCCUCCUCCUCCUUACAAUGCCCAGACCGACCGCGAGACGGUCAUGGCUGCGAGGUUCGAGGCGGAGCAAGAGUCUCAGGAAGGUACCGAGUCGUACGAGUUUGGAGGAAGGAGGAGGUUUGCGCCUGCUGCUGCCGAGCGAGAGGAGGAGCGGGCUGCCAGCCCUGAGCCCGUAUAUCCUAUCGUUGGGGCUUUCCCGUCCAGCGCCCAUCGAUCUCAGCCCGUCCAGCUGGUCGCUCCUAUCCCUCGCCGACCACAGGUCGACUCUGUGGUCGCUUUCGAGGCCGCGUUGGACAUGGAAGAAGGUGAAGUGGACCUGGGGUUGUUUGAUGAUGAUGAUGAUGAGCAUGAGGAAAGGGGUGAUGUUGGUGCUUUCCAGAGGAUGAUGAGAUUUGUCUGGGGUGGUAGGCAGUGA